This is a messenger RNA of Penicillium cinerascens, 1110 nucleotides long. RefSeq names its product putative protein N-terminal asparagine amidohydrolase. The record is from RefSeq and is a predicted model, not a curated record. NCBI's taxonomy places the organism in Eukaryota, Fungi, Ascomycota, Eurotiomycetes, Eurotiales, Aspergillaceae. Gene Ontology annotation, molecular function: protein-N-terminal asparagine amidohydrolase activity; protein-N-terminal glutamine amidohydrolase activity. Gene Ontology annotation, biological process: protein catabolic process. The coding region runs from base 1 to 1110 and encodes 369 amino acids. The transcript has 2 exons.
AUGAAAAUCGCAACCCUUCAAUUCGCCCCGAAGCUGGGGGAUGUUGAUGGUAACAUUCAGAGGGCGAAUGAAUUAUUAAAAAAGGGUAAAUCCGUCUCAUUGGGGGAUCAGACGCUUCCCAUUGAGAUUGGUGUGGAUUUGUUGAAACCUGAUGUCUUGGUGGUACCGGAGCUAGCGUUCACUGGUUACAACUUCCCUUCAUUGGAAGCAAUCAAGCCAUAUCUCGAGCCAGUCGGUUCAGGGCCCAGUGCUUCAUGGGCACGAGAAACAGCCAAGCGCCUGCAGUGCAAAGUCUGCGUGGGCUAUCCCGAAAUAGAACACAGUCUCACGGAACAAGCCAAGUACUACAACUCUUUGCUUGUGGUCAAUGAGCACGGGGAAGUGAUCCACAACUACCGCAAAAGCUUCCUGUACUUCACCGAUGAGACAUGGGCUGCCGAAGGACACGUGGAGCGGGGGUUCCACGAGCUCUCCUUCCAUAUGCGAGACUCCGCACCCGCGCAGGGCGCAGACGAUAUUCACCGAACAUCCACAAGACGGGUGGCAACCUCGUUCGGCAUCUGCAUGGACAUCAACCCGUACAAAUUCGAAGCCCCCUACACAGCAUGGGAAUUCGCCAACCGCGUGCUAGAUUCGCAGUCCCAGCUCGUCAUUCUCUCCAUGGCCUGGCUGACGCUCCUUAGUCCAGAGGAACUCGCUGCACUAGAAGGCCAGCCCGAGAUGGACACGUUCAACUACUGGCUGAACCGGUUCUAUCCGCUGAUCGAGAAGAAGAUGCAGCAUACACAUGAUCUGGAUGGAGAUGAGGGCCCUAAAAAGGUGGUGAUCGUCUUUGCGAAUCGGGCCGGGGAAGAGCCGGCGGCAGAUGAUACUAAGCCACCGGCGCGAUACGCGGGGACCAGUGCCGUCAUUGCUGUGACGCAACGGCCGCGUCCCGAGGGGUCACCGGUUGGGGGCCAGGAGGAUGUGAUCGGCGGGAAACCGGCGUUGGAUGUGAAAAUCCUCUGCUGGGAUCUGCUGGGGGCGACCGAGGAGGGUAUCUGUUUCGCGGAUACCACGGGAGACCCGGAAAUGGUGUUUGGGGUAAGAUCUAGAUCGGAGUCAGAGUGA